AUGUCCAAGCCGCAAGUGGAUUAUUCCCUGUACCUCGUCACAGACUCCACUCCCGCCAUCCUCGGCGACCGCGAUCUAGCCUCCGUCGUCGAGGCCGCCGUCAAAGGGGGCGUCACCGUCGUGCAGUACCGCAACAAGACCAAGGACACCGGGGACCUCGUGGCCGAGGCCAAAAAACUGCACAAGGUCACCCGCGCGCACGACGUGCCUCUCCUCAUCAAUGACCGUGUCGACGUCGCCCUGGCUGUGGGCUGUGAGGGUGUGCAUAUUGGACAGGAUGACAUGGACUUGCCAACGGCGAGAAAACUCCUCGGCCCAGACGCCAUCAUCGGCGUAACGGCAAGCACCGUCGAUGAAGCACUCAAGGCGUGCGAGGACGGCGCCGACUAUCUAGGCAUCGGAACCGUGUUCGCAACCUCAACCAAAGACAACACAAAGCACAUCAUCGGCACCUCGGGCCUGCGUUCGAUCCUGGCCGCCAUCAACGCCGCCGGCCACUUGCCCGCGGUCAAGACGGUCUGCAUCGGCGGUAUCAAGUCCAACAACAUUCAGCGCGUGCUCUACCAAUCCGCCAUACCCGCCGGCCCCUCUCUGGAUGGCGUCGCCGUCGUUAGCGCCAUCGUCGCCGCCCCGGACCCGGAGACCGAGUCCCGGAGGUUGCUUGAGCUUGUGAGAUCCCGGCCUACUCACCAGGAAGUCGUGAAGAACGGAACCGGCGUGAGCGACGUAAAGCAUCUCCUGGAGCUCGUGCCGCACGUUGUGAAGGCCGUCGCAGAGGCGUCGCCGCUGUCGCAUAACAUGACCAACCUCGUACGUUCACCCAUCCCCUUUCCCCUGUUGACCUGGAAGACUUACAUGGGCAAGGUCGUUCAAAACUUCGCCGCAAACGUGGCCCUCGCCAUUGGGGCUUCUCCCAUCAUGGCCAACUACGGCGAAGAGGCUCCCGAUCUUGCACGCCUGGGCGGCGCGCUCGUGAUCAACAUGGGCACCGUCACGCCCGAAGGACUGACGAACUACGUCAAGGCCGUGGCCGCGUACAACGAGGCCAAGCGGCCCGUCGUCUUCGAUCCCGUCGGCGCCGGCGCGACAGCGAUCCGCAAGUCCGCCGUCAAGACCAUCCUGUCGGCUGGAUACCUGGAUCUCAUCAAGGGUAACGAGGGCGAGAUCGCGACGGUGUACGGCCAGACGCUGCUGGAGCAGCAAAAGGGCGUCGACUCCACCUCGACACUGUCUCCCGAGCAAAAGGCGAAGCUCGUCAGGGAUCUGGCGGCGCGGGAGAGGAACGUUGUGCUGAUGACGGGCAAGACGGAUUAUGUGUCUGACGGUAUCCGGACCUUGGCAAUCGAGAACGGACAUGAGCUUUUGGGACAGAUCACGGGGACCGGGUGCGUGCUGGGAACGACGGUCUCGGCGAUGCUGGCCGCCAAGUCGGACGAUAAGUUGCUGGCUGUGGUAGCUGGUCUGCUGCAUUUCGAGAUUGCGGCCGAGUGGGCUGCGGUCAGGCGAGAUGUGCAAGGUCCCGGCACGUUCGUGCCGGCCUUCAUUGACGAGCUUGCGAGGAUACGCCAACGCACUGGCGAUGGUGACCUGAAGUGGCUGUCGGCAGCCAAGGUGAAGAGUGUCGACGUGUAA
This is a messenger RNA of Colletotrichum karsti, 1632 nucleotides long. RefSeq lists its product as uncharacterized. Lineage: Eukaryota; Fungi; Ascomycota; Sordariomycetes; Glomerellales; Glomerellaceae. Gene Ontology annotation, cellular component: cytoplasm. Bases 1 to 1632 code for a protein of 543 amino acids. The transcript has 3 exons. Gene Ontology annotation, molecular function: hydroxyethylthiazole kinase activity; ATP binding; thiamine-phosphate diphosphorylase activity. The record is from RefSeq and is a predicted model, not a curated record. Gene Ontology annotation, biological process: thiamine biosynthetic process.